Molecule: messenger RNA, 817 nt
Organism: Solea solea (common sole)
Lineage: Eukaryota; Metazoa; Chordata; Actinopteri; Pleuronectiformes; Soleidae
Exons: 5
Coding region: 119-802 (227 amino acids)
Biological process (GO): response to bacterium
Source: RefSeq, a predicted model, not a curated record
UCAGAAUCCUCACUUUACUCUUAAACAAGAGCCUGGAGUUUUUCUUCUGCACAUUAAGGAAACAGGAUUCAGUGAUACUGGAGUUUACUACUGCUUAAGUGUAGCUAAACCUUUUACCAUGAAGUUUUUAAAAGGAACUUUCCUCAGUAUUAAAGAUUACGAUAUCACUGCCGUCGAUCAAGUUCCUCCAUCUAAUCCCGUCAAUCCAGGAGACCCAGUGACACUGCAGUGUUCAGUCCUGUCCGACAGCACCGAGAGCCAAACGUGUCCAGAAUAUCACAGAGUGCACUGGUUCAGAGCUGACUCCGAUGGGUCUAAUCCCAGAUUAAUUUCCACUCAUGGAGACGGCAGCCAUAAAUGUGAAAAUGGCACUGAAGCUCUCUCUCCCCCAAAAUGUGUCUCCAACUUCUGUGAGAAUGUCAACUCCUCUGAUGCUGGGAUUUACUACUGUGCCGUUUCCACAUGUGCACAGAUUUUAUUUGGACGUGGAACAAAAGUGGACAAUGAAGUUUCAGCACCGCGUGCAUCUCCAACCCUGCUCCUGUUAUGUGCUACACUGACUUUAAGUCUGAUUGUUAAUGCAUUCCUCAUUUAUUUCAUCAAGAUGAAAAGCUGUGACUGUCGCAAAGAGACCGUAGCAGUCGGCAGAAACCAGCAAACUCAGCAGAGAGACGAGAACUCUUUGGUUUAUUCUGCGCCAACCUUCACGAGGAGGAACGCUGGCAAAACAGAGAGAGGGAAUGGAAACGCAGCAGAAGAAGAGACGGUCUACAGUAAAGUCAGGGCUUCUCCAAGACAGUAAUUCAAACUAUUGAUG